Molecule: messenger RNA, 1221 nt
Organism: Anolis carolinensis (green anole)
Lineage: Eukaryota; Metazoa; Chordata; Lepidosauria; Squamata; Anolidae
Product: glutathione S-transferase A1
Exons: 7
Coding region: 63-734 (223 amino acids)
Biological process (GO): glutathione metabolic process
Molecular function (GO): glutathione transferase activity
Source: RefSeq, a predicted model, not a curated record
ACUGUGCUGUGAACACAUGUCUGAUAAGAACUUGUUUUUCCACACCCUGAAGGAAAGGCAACAUGGCUGAGAAACCUAAGCUUCAUUACUUUUAUGGAAGAGGUCGAAUGGAAACCGUCAGGUGGUUGUUAUCUGCUGUUGGAGUUGAGUUUGAAGAACAAUUUAUCCAGUCAAAGGCAGAUCUAGAAAAAUUAAAGAAAGAUGGACUCCUGCUCUUCCAGCAAGUGCCCAUGGUGGAAAUAGAUGGGAUGAAGUUGGUGCAGAGCCGAGCCAUUCUCAACUACAUUGCAGCAAAAUACAAUCUCUAUGGGAAGGACAUCAAGCAGAGGGCACUAAUUGAUGUGUACAGUGAAGGUGCUUGGGACCUGGGUGAAAUGAUCAUGCAAUUACCCUGGAAAUACAUUGAUCCGGAGGAGAGGGAGAAGGAAACAAUUGUGAUCCUUGAGAAGGCCACUGGCAGAUAUUUCCCAGUUUUCGAAAAGGUUCUGAAAGAUCAUGGACAAGAUUUUCUGGUGGGGAAUCAGCUUAGCAGAGCAGAUAUCCAGUUGCUUGAGACCAUUUUAGCAACAGAAGAGCUGAAGGAGGGUGUCCUCUCCAAGUUUCCUCUUUUAAAGGCUUUUAAAACAAAAAUAAGCAACAUCUCUAACAUUAAGAAAUUUCUUCAGCCUGGUAGUCCGAGAAAGCCCCCCCUGGAUGAGAAAAUGCUGGCAGAAGCUAUCAACAUUUUCUACUGAGUUGUUCUGCUGAAGAUGGCCACCAGUUUACCAUUGUAGCUUUGAGAAAAGUGCAGAAAUUCUGAUUUCAAAUAAUUCCAAAGGGGUGAAAUCAUAAGAUCCAUGUAAAUCCACAUUACUGAGGCCUCUUCCACACUGCCCCUAUAUCCCAGGUUCUGAUUCCAGAUUAUCUUCUUAACCCAUGAUUAUCUGACAGUGAAGAGUCAUAUAAUCCAGUUUAAAGCAGAUAACCUGGGAUCAGAUCCUGGGAUAUAGGGCAGUGUAGAAGAGGCCUGAGAAACUGUCAUAAUACUUUGUACUAUUAGGCCGAAGUGACACCACCCAGUGACUUCAAAUCAUUCAAAGGGGCUACAAUCAAACAUGGGUCUGGGUAAAUUCUCAUAAUUGCAUUAAGAAACUAAUUUAAUAACAGAACUGCAAGGUCGGCUGAGGAGAAACUGCCAUCAUACUGUGUACCAUUAACACAAAAUAAAAUUUUACACCAUUA